Drosophila nasuta is the source of this 1996-nucleotide messenger RNA. RefSeq names its product Phosphotyrosyl phosphatase activator (gene Ptpa). The record is from RefSeq and is a predicted model, not a curated record. Gene Ontology annotation, biological process: mitotic spindle organization. Gene Ontology annotation, molecular function: peptidyl-prolyl cis-trans isomerase activity; protein tyrosine phosphatase activator activity. Gene Ontology annotation, cellular component: nucleus; cytoplasm; protein phosphatase type 2A complex. The transcript is spliced from 4 exons. The coding region runs from base 116 to 1363 and encodes 415 amino acids. NCBI's taxonomy places the organism in Eukaryota, Metazoa, Arthropoda, Insecta, Diptera, Drosophilidae.
GCAAACAGCUGUUUCGCAAUGGAUUGUGGUCACACUGCUCAAAACAAAACGUAAUUCGCAAUUUAUUUAAAAGUGAAAAGCUGGAAAGUAAUUAAUUUAACUACCCAACAGCAGCAUGGCCGAUGGCAAUGCAAUGGCAACAGAAAAAUUGCCGGCUUGCGAAAAGCGAGUGCAUCACAUUGGGGACUUGGCGCUCUGGCAGCGUUCUCGGGCCUAUCACGAUUUAAUUGGCUAUAUCAAUGGCACCAGCUCGGCGAUACAAGGCAUUAAGACCACCGAUGAAGUGUUUGAAUCGGAUAUAUUGCGUAAAUUACUGGGAAUCUUUGAUGCGCUGUCCAAGAUAAUGGAGCAACAUCCGCCAUUGGAGCAACCACAACGGUUUGGCAACAAAGCUUACAGAGAUUGGGCAGCCAAUAUGCGGGAUCAGUUGCCCACGCUGCUGAUUGAAGUGUUGCCCGCAGCCAAGCAUAAACAUCUGCAUGAAUUGCUGCAGUAUUUAAUGGAAGCGUUCGGCAAUGCAACACGCAUUGAUUAUGGCACUGGACACGAGCUGAGCUUUCUGUUCUUCCUGUGUGCACUGUUCAAGGCGGAGAUUCUCGGCGAGCAGGACAUUGUAAGCACAGCGCUGCGUCUGUUUAAUCGGUAUUUGGAGUUUGUGCGGCAAUUGCAGCGCAAUUACAACAUGGAGCCGGCUGGAAGUCAAGGAGUUUGGUCGCUGGACGACUUUCAGUUUGUGCCGUUUAUCUGGGGCAGCGCACAGUUAGCAGUUAAGAGUCCCUUUGAUCCGGCCAAAUUUGUGGAUGAGCAGAUCAUCAAUGAUUUUAGCGAGCAUUACAUGUUCAUCAGCUGCAUUGAUUACAUCUGCAAGGUGAAGACUGGCCACUUUGGCGAGCACUCCAAUCAACUGUGGAGCAUCACCGCAGUGCCGUCCUGGGUCAAAAUCAAUCAAGGGCUUGUUAAAAUGUAUCAAAAAGAGAUACUGUCCAAGUUUCCUGUCAUACAGCAUGUUUACUUUGGCGAACUGAUGUCCUUUGAGUCCGUUGCCGCCGGCACCGCUUUAAGCAACGCCCGCUUGGGUCAUGUGGCACCUCCGCCCUCCAAGCGUAUUUGCAUUGGCACGCCGCCUGUGAAUCUGGCCACAAAUCUUGUGCCACCAACACCGCUUGUGGCGCCAGCACCGCCGCCAGCUGAGGCGAUAAAUACCGAUCUGAAUGUGGGCGAUUCCAGCAGCGAGAGCAGCGAUAACAGCGUCGUUUUACGUCCCACUUCAGCACAGGCAUCGCCUGAAGGAUCUGGCGAUAAGUCAGCAGUCAGUCAGACGGUUGGUGAUGCGUCGGGAGCCAAGGAACAGCAAGCGGAGUAGAUGUGUGAAGGUAGUCUGUUAAAAAUUCUUAGUAGUUGCGUUGAAACAUUCGAUUAAACUGUAUGCUAACUUUAUAAACUCUAUAAACGGUUGUGCAGUCAUUGUUGCUAUGAACGAGCAGUUUGAGAGUUACUGUGGCGCGGCUAAGUGCGCUCAGGUUUUAUUAGCACUUCAAAAAUUAUGAAUUUGUUUUAAAGUGUACGUUGUGCGGUUCACAACAUAAUUCAUUAAUUUUAUUAUUAUUAUUAUAAAUUUAUUAUUUACAUGCAGGUUAACUGUGAGUUUUGGAUUUACUAAUUUUUAACUUCUUUUUGCUCAAAGCUGUUUAACAUUUACUUUGUAUUAAAUGCAUUAAAUUUUGCAUUUGAAUCAAUUUAAUUUUAAUAUCAAUGUUCUUAAUGUAAAAAGUUUUAAAAGCAUUGCAUUUGCUAUGAACUACAUUUCUAAGCUUGCUUCUUGCACACCGUUUUAGAGUCACUGAGCUUCUACACACAUACAUUUGAUUUCAAUGCGUUUUUGCUGGGAUGCAGUUUGACAGCCAUUGUUUGUUGACAAGUUAGCAACUGUUGCAAUUGCAUUGAGUCUAAUAAAUUGAAUAAAGAACAAAUAAAUUUAAAAUUAAAGUCAUUAUAU